UGCCCUGCCCUGCCCUGGCCGGACUAGCUCUCCACCAGCAGCAUGAACCUCCACUCGGGCAGGGCGUCCGUGGCCAUGCUGCGGAUGAUGGGCUGUGCUAACGGGCGCUCUGCUCGGCAUGUCCUCCACAGUGACUGCGUGGUGGACGAGAAGACGGUGGUGCUGCAGAAGAAGGAGAACGAGGGCUUCGGCUUCGUGCUGCGCGGGGCCAAAGCGGACACGCCCAUCGAGGAGUUUACUCCCACACCUGCCUUCCCCGCCCUGCAGUACCUGGAGUCGGUGGAUGAGGGAGGAGUAGCGUGGCAGGCGGGACUCAGAACGGGGGACUUCCUCAUAGAGGUAAACCAGGAGAACGUGGUGAAGGUGGGUCACAGGCAGGUGGUCAACAUGAUCCGACAGGGAGGAAACCGGCUCCUCAUCAAGGUCGUGACAGUGAGUCGGAAUCUGGACCCAGACGACACGGCGCGCAAAAAAGCUCCUCCACCACCAAAGAGAGCCCCCACCACUGCCCUGUCAAUGCGCUCCAAGUCCAUGACCUCUGAACUGGAGGAACUUGUGGAUAAAGCCACUCUAAGGAAAAAGAAAGGUGACAAAGUUGAAGAGAUGUCACAUGCCCAGAAGAGCUCACCUGUCGAUAUGAAGAUCGCUACAAUCAAACCACGCCCCUCCAGUCGCUGCUUGGUUACGGCCGCUGAUAUGAACUCCAUGUAUCAUGAUCGCCAGGGAGUAGCGGUGGUUCCACCUACUGUGCCAGGAGCCUUCCUGGGGAUACCUGAGAAGGGCACGAUCAAAAAGCAAAAAUCAAUAGGUUCAGAAGAACAGGGAUUCCUCACGCCUCCCCUACUCAAGUUCUCCCGCAGCCUCUCUAUGCCUGACACCUCAGAGGACAUCCCUCCUCCCCCAGCCAUUUCACCCCCCUCACCACCUGCCUACAACUCAACUCCUGGCCCUACAGGCAAAGGCUACGGCACCACAAGACCCAGCUUCCUUCAGAACUCACCCAAUGCAGUGACGACCAUUAGCCGUAACACGGAUGUUGGUACGUUGAGGCGUGGCUAUUUUCGCCAGAGCUCCGAGCAGUUUGAGAGCCCACGUACUCGAGGUCGCACACCAGUGCCUGAGAACCCUUACUCUGAGGUGGGUAAUAAGACUCUGUAUGUGCCAGCAAAACCAGCUCGAAGGAAGGGCAUGCUAGUAAAGCAGUCCAAUGUUGAGGACAGUCCAGAGAAAACAUGUCACAUGCCAGCAAGCCCCUCAGGCCCAGUUUCCAUGCCUACUACACCUGUAGAACGAACAUGCUCAUCCAUCCCCAUACCCACAAUCAUUGUCAAGGAGCCUUCCACCAGCAGCAGUGGCAAGAGCAGCCAGGGUAGCAGUAUGGAGAUUGAGCCCACCACCCCUGAACACCCAUCUCUUACGCCCACUGUUAGUGGAAGUGGAGGUCUGCGUCCUGAAGACACACUUCACUCUUUAAGCAACCCUUUUGCUGCUGCUAUUGCUGGGGCAGUACGGGACAGAGAGAAAAGACUAGAGGCAAGAAAGAGCUCAAUUGCCUUUCAGUCAAUAGAUAUUGGGGAUGAUGAAUUUAGUAGUCCAGCACCAACCCCUCGCCUGCGCCAGUCAAAGUCCAUUGAUGAAGGCAUGUUCAGUAGCGAUGAGCGACUUCGAAGGAUAUUGGCCCCUCCCACAGAAAGACUUGGUCGUCCUGUUGGGGGUGGUAGUGGAAACAUGACUGAUUUUAAUACUCCUGAGCCCACAGUUGUGCGGGAACCUCUUAACACCAGAACAGGCCAGUGUCCCAACUUGGAUAGCCCUGUUAGUCUCCCAGCCACUCCUAAGAGCCACUACAGGGCCAAUGGAACCUACCUCCACCCUGUAACAGGCAAACCCUUGGAUCCAAAUUCUCCUUUAGCCCUUGCUCUGGCAGCUCGUGACCGGGCCAUGAAGGAACAACAGAACAAUCCUCAGAAUCAGCCACCAAAUCCUCCUCAGGUUCAGCAAACCCCAAAACACGAAGCACAGUCCCUUCCAAUUCAGUCAAGCCACAAACCAGACCUCAACCAACCUCUUUUUAUUGACACCAAACUACGCUCUGGGAUUGAGACAAGUUUUGCUGCAAUUUCCUCAGCAACCAUGGGGCGACCAGGCCGAGGCGGCCUGCGGAGGCAGAUGACAGAACAGAAGUAUGAGUCUGAUGGCGCAAGGGAAGAGCGGCAGCAUCAAGCUGUUGAGGAGAGAAAAAGUGCACCAGCAGAUGUGACAGACACAUCACAACUCAAAUCAGCCGGGUUAUUAAUGGUCCACACCAGCACAGAAGCGAGCAACAAGGCUAACAGCCCAGAGGUGGAGGGUCAGGACAGCAACAGGCCAUCUGAGCUGAAGGACCCCAACCAACCUGAUCCUCACAAUCCUUCAACAUUCUCCUCAAAUCCCCAGCCACCUUCAUCGCGGAGGAGCAUUCCAUUAGGUGAAUCCAUGGAAGAACCAGUAAAGCUGCCAUUCCGCAUCCCUCCACCCCCUCUGGCCUCUGUUGAUAUCGAUGAGGAAUUUGAAUUUACUGAGCCCCUUCCUCCUCCACUGGAGUUUGCCAACAGUAUUGACAUUCCUGAUGACCAGGCCAGUGCCAUUGCAGAGUUGCUUAAGCAACAGAGACGCAAUGGAGGACCUUUAUUACCUCCAUAUCAUGCACACGCCCCGCCACCUGUAACUGACAAACGUAUGGCAAACAGUAUGCCCCCCUCAUAUCCUCCUCCUCCACCUGACCCAGAGUCAGGGGUGGGUGACUCGGGCAUUGAAGAGGUAGACAGUCGCAGUAGUGGGGAUCCUCAGCACAUGGAGACCACCAGCACAGUUUCCAGCAUCUCCACUCUAUCGUCAGAAGGAGGCUUUUGUGACAGCGCUCUGGAGAGCCUCUAUGCCACCGCAGAUGGACAUGCCUUCCUGGUGGAUCGGCCCCCUGUGCCACCCAAACCCAAGGGCAAGUCUGUCAUCAACAGAACAUCACUUUACCAUGAUGCUCUCAUUGAAGAGCCCCCAGAAUCCUAUGGUUCACCAUCUCAGGCGCCUCCACCGUCAUCUGCUGAACCUCCUAGGACUCCCAAUCAAAGGACAUCCAAGCUGUGGGGCGAUCAGCCCCCUGAGCUGUGCAGCCCCCCAUCUACACCGGACAACAAGAACACCAUUAUUACUGAACUGAGCUCUAUUCUGCAGCAAAUGAAUCGCGACAGGCCAUCCAAGCCAGGAGAGAGCCUUGAUUCCCCUACUGGGACCAGGGGAGGUUUUGGCACAAGGCCUCCCCCAGAAGACUCAGGAAUGCGUAAUCACGCUGCCGCUGCUGCCGCCCUCGCCUCCACGCCACCCAGCAGCCUCCCGUCCCAGCCGCACCCCUGCAGCCCCCCAGACUCCGCCUCCUCCCUCACCCCCUGCUCCUCACUGCCGCCCUCCGUGUCGCCCACCCUCACAGAUGUCUUCGGCCUGCCCACUCCACCCAUGGGCAGCGGCGGCGGCUACAGCCUCAGCUCCUCGUGCGGUGGCAGCGGCAGCUCGCGCUCCCCUUCGCCGCUCACGCUGAUGCAGGCCGUGGCAGCCUCGGGCAAACCCUUCGCCUCCAAACCCAUGGAGCUGUGGAGCAAACACGACGUGGCAGACUGGCUGGAGAGCCUCAACCUGGGAGAGCACCGGGACGCUUUCCUGGACAAUGAGAUCGAGGGUGCUCAUCUGCCCUCGCUGCAGAAGGAGGACCUGAUAGACCUGGGCGUGACAAGGGUGGGACACCGCAUGAACAUCGAGCGGGCCCUCAAGCUGCUGCAGGACAGAUAAGCCCGAGGACACGGGGUGAUGGCGUACAGAGUCAGGGCCAAGGAGACAGAGGUUUCCUUCACUUUAACCGAUCUCUUCAUCAACAUAAUCUCAAGUCCUGGAUCUGGGUAGAAGUUUUGUCCAAGUUGAUGCUGCCUCUUGCCGUUUUUUGUCCUCUCUCAUCCUACGUUGUCACCCUCAUCUCAGUGCUCCGGUCUCGUCCAUCCUCUUCUUCCCUCCCUGCGAUCUGAGCAUCAGGGGAUUAUGGGAUGUCUGGAGAAACUGAAGGGGGAGCUACGUCAUGUCGUGGAGAGAGCGAAAGCAGAGGACUGUCCAGAAGACGAAACACUCUGGAAUAGUUUGUCCUCAAACACUCGUCUGGAAGUUUAUUUCACACACAGACUUGUGCUCUCACCCGACUGCUUUGGAAUACUAAAGACUUUUUCCAUAUGCCCCAGUGUGGGUGCAUGAAAAACCAGCUGAGCUGGUCGUUGCUCCUUUUCUAUCUUUGCUAGAAUUUGUUCAGAGAAUAAUAUUUCUUCACUAGAGUUCUGCCGGAGUUAUAUUUCUGGUUGCAUCUAAAGUUGUAGAGACAAAAAAAUUGAGAUAGACUCUUUUUUUUUCUUGCUUUUCACUUGUUUGUGUCAA
Molecule: messenger RNA, 4446 nt
Organism: Solea senegalensis (Senegalese sole)
Lineage: Eukaryota; Metazoa; Chordata; Actinopteri; Pleuronectiformes; Soleidae
Gene: shank2b
Product: SH3 and multiple ankyrin repeat domains 2b
Exons: 10
Coding region: 43-3819 (1258 amino acids)
Cellular component (GO): dendritic spine; postsynaptic membrane; postsynaptic density
Molecular function (GO): synaptic receptor adaptor activity; ionotropic glutamate receptor binding
Source: RefSeq, a predicted model, not a curated record